ACAAUGAAUAAGUACUUGUUAUGUGUUGUCGGAUUUGUGGUGCUAUUGAGCAUUGCUGGAGCUAAUGGAGCAGGUGAAUGCGGGAGAAAUUCUCCGGAUAUGGAAGCUAUGAAGUUGAUUCCAUGUGCAGAAGCAGCAUCGGAUGAGAAUGCAUCUGUUUCCAGGAGCUGUUGUUUACAGAUACAAAAAUUGGGGAAAAAACCGAAAUGUCUUUGUGCUGUUAUGCUCUCAAAUACUGCUAAGCUCUCUGGAGCUAAUCCUGAAGUUGCAAUAACUAUCCCUAAGCGUUGCAACCUUGCUAAUCGUCCUGUUGGCUUCAAAUGUGGACCUUACACACUACCUUGA
Molecule: messenger RNA, 345 nt
Organism: Solanum verrucosum
Lineage: Eukaryota; Viridiplantae; Streptophyta; Magnoliopsida; Solanales; Solanaceae
Exons: 2
Coding region: 4-345 (113 amino acids)
Biological process (GO): systemic acquired resistance
Molecular function (GO): fatty acid binding
Source: RefSeq, a predicted model, not a curated record